Mucor mucedo is the source of this 1240-nucleotide messenger RNA. RefSeq names its product PQ loop repeat-domain-containing protein. Gene Ontology annotation, molecular function: L-cystine transmembrane transporter activity. Gene Ontology annotation, biological process: L-cystine transport. The annotation marks the transcript as partial. The record is from RefSeq and is a predicted model, not a curated record. Gene Ontology annotation, cellular component: fungal-type vacuole; vacuolar membrane. NCBI's taxonomy places the organism in Eukaryota, Fungi, Mucoromycota, Mucoromycetes, Mucorales, Mucoraceae. The transcript is spliced from 8 exons.
UGCUACUUUCUGGCAUGGUCAUUUAGUUUUUACCCGCAAGCUAUUUUAAAUUGGAGGAGAAAAAGUGUGCAAGGACUUUCGAUGGAUUUUUUAUAUUAUAAUGUAGUUGGAUUUUUUUGUUAUUCGAUAUUCAAUUUAUCGUUUUAUUUCAGUAAAGAGAUCCAAGAUGAAUAUAAGCAACGGAACAAUUCAAAGGAAAACCUGGUUCGAGCAAAUGAUGUCAUGUUUUCCGUGCAUGCUUUUCUCAUAUCGUUGUUCACAUUAAUUCAGACCUUUUAUUAUAAGAAAGAUUACUUGCAGCAUGUGUCCAGAAUCGCACAAUACCUAAUUUGGACAGCAAUCGUUGGUGCAGCUGGUAUGCUGUUUACUAUAUACACGGGGCAUUCUAUGUGGAUUGAUUUGAUGUACUAUCUCAGUUAUGUCAAGUUAAUGAUAAGUUUGGUCAAAUAUGUACCCCAGGUUUGGAUCAACUUCUAUCGUAAAUCAACUGUGGGUUGGAGCAUACACAACAUCUUAUUGGAUUGUACCGGUGGGGUUCUAUCAAAUAUACAAUUGCUGCUUGAUUCGUACCUUAGUGGGGACUGGAGUGGCGUAUCGGGAAAUCCUGUAAAACUUGGAUUAGGUUUACAAUCAAUUGCAUUCGAUUUAGUAUUUAUUUUACAGCAUUAUGUCUUUUAUAGAGAUCGCACAGAUAUAUACUUGCAUACAGUAGAUGAAGAAAGAAGAAGGCUUAUAGCUGAAGGUCGUGUACCUAGGGCAGAAGAUGAGGAAAGCCGUAACUUUUUGUAAAGUUGUUUGGAGCAUCAACUUUAAUAAAAUUGGGAUUCCGCGUUUAUUAAAUGAAAGAGUGAAAUUAAAAAGAGGCAGUGACUUUGUUAGCGGUUGCUUCCAGAAAUUUUCAAAUGUUAAGUGAAAGCAUGAUUCUUUGUUCUUUCAUUUUUGGAGUUAACAUAUUAUCAGAUUGAGUACCCUUUUGUAAUUAUAACUUUUUUGUAUCAACGUUUUAGCCUACCAGUCCUAUAAGAGUAAAGGUUAUUUGAUGAACAGCUAAUCAUAAGGAAUAAUCACAACUGACAAUUAAAAUGCUAAAGAUGCCUAAUUAGUAGUAAUUUUUAUUUUGUUAUCUAAAUGUUGUUCUAGACAGGUUCUAUGGGACAAAAAUAUAAUUAUGAGUAACCAUCGAACACAUCAUUUUCGGUGUGUCUUAAAUGCGAUUGAAACUUAAGGUCUUAACCCUUUA